This is a messenger RNA of Candidula unifasciata, 749 nucleotides long. The record is from the annotation of a GenBank genome assembly. Lineage: Eukaryota; Metazoa; Mollusca; Gastropoda; Stylommatophora; Geomitridae.
AUGGAAACUGUAAAGGAAGAGCCUAUAGAAUCAAAGCCUAUAGAAUCAAAGCCUUUGAAAUCUGUGGGCAAAAAAUCAUCUGCCAUUACAGUAGAACAGAUUCAAGAGGAUCGAAUUACAGAGCUAGCCUUCAAGAACUGGAGCCCAGAGGCUAGAAAAAACAAUGUUCCAUUCAAGCCACAGAUUGUGGAAGAGAUCUAUCAGAAGGAGCUAGCUGGUUCCAACUUUUCUACAAAACGAAUCAUGAUGCUGGAGUUUAGCCGCUAUCUGGAAAACUACUUGUGGCCGAACUAUAAAAGAGGAAAGGCAACAACAGCCCAUGUCAUGUCCAUUGCUGCCCUGGUCAAUGAAAAGUUUCAAGAACGUGUCCCUGCCUGGGAGGGUUUCAAAUCUCUCCCAGAUGAAUUCCCUUAUCUUUUCAAACAAGUCCUUGACCUUUGCCUAAGUUCAUCGACUGUGACCUACAAAGAAACAACAGUUUUGCUGAUCUUUUUGAUACAUUGUUUCAACAGUUUGGAAGUAGAGCUAAUAAGAGAAAGAGUGCAAAGACUGGUCUCACUUCCUAUUUGGACAAACCUGCUACUUAGAGACUCCAAAUUGUCGCAAGAAGAGCUUGAGGUGGUUGAAUUUGAGAGACAGUUCCUGGCACGUCUCAUUGACAAGUUUUAUGAAAUUUUGGAUUCCAUUCCAUUCAAAAAAAAGAUUUUUACACACUGUAAUGGAGCUUUAAAAAAAUGUAUGCCUUUUAU